Molecule: messenger RNA, 1488 nt
Organism: Candidozyma haemuli
Lineage: Eukaryota; Fungi; Ascomycota; Pichiomycetes; Serinales; Metschnikowiaceae
Exons: 1
Coding region: 1-1488 (495 amino acids)
Molecular function (GO): monoacylglycerol lipase activity
Source: RefSeq, a predicted model, not a curated record
AUGCCUGAUUAUCAUUUGGUUGUGCUAGUGCACGGAAUCUGGGGUAACUCUUCCCACAUGCUGUAUUUGGCUGAUCAGAUCCAGCGCCAGUCCAAGGCUGCCAAUGCUUCGGAAAGCGUGGUGGUUUAUAAAACGGGCUCCCAUUCGGGGUAUAAGACGUAUGACGGUAUUGACGUGAAUGGGAAACGUGUGGCAGAUGAGAUAUUUGCUGAAACCUCCAGGCUUAAUGAUUCGGGUCUGGGCAAAGUGACCAAAGUAUCUGUUAUCGGGUACUCUUUGGGAGGUUUGAUGUCUCGUUACGCUCUUGGAAUCUUGUACCAUCACAAGUACUUUGAAGAUGUGCAGCCGGUGCAUUUUGUCACCUUCUGUACGCCCCACGUUGGCACCAACAGUAUAAGCUCGUCGCUAUCGUCUAAGAUCUUUAAUCUCGUGGCUCCAUACGUGUUGGUGUACCUGGGCCAGCAGAUGUUUUUGAACGAUAAAACUGCUGUGGUGGGUAAUGACGAUAAGUUGCCUUUGCUUGUGUGGAUGGCUGACUCUAAACUGCCGUUUUAUAAGGCUUUGGCACGUUUCCAACAUCGGUCGCUUUACGGUAAUGCUAUCAAUGACAAAAGAACCAGCUGGUAUACCACAUUCAUCUCCAAUGUCGAUCCUUUUAAUACCAUGGUUAACGAAUCGCUUAGUGCCUACAACUUGGAGUAUAUCCAAGGCUACGACCCUAAUGUCAUUGACUUUACCAAAUCUAUUUCGUUCAGCAAGAUCGUCAAGCCUAAUAAACAGAGAGUGAACCCUAAGCGCUGGGCCUAUAAGGCAUUCGUAUGGGCUAAGGUUUUGGCCUCUUUGAUUGUCAUUACGCCCGUUUACUCCAUUUACCUUUUGAGCAAUGCCAUUUGGCAAAGAGUUCAGCUCAAUAGAAGAAUCCGUAACUUCUACAAAGAAAGCCCCAACAGUCUUGCAGUGUUGUAUGACUUGGUUGAUAACGAGAAGGACCUUGAAAAUGGUCCUACUUUAACCAAGAAGGAAUUCCAGGACUUGGAGAAGCCAGACCUGGAUCAUGAAGAAACAUAUUUCGAAGCUAUUGAAGAGAAGAUGCAUGACAGAGCUGAGGUCUUUGUUGACUCCAUCUUUAAAGCUGUUGACAGUGCCAGUUACUAUGACUACCACUACAGUGUGGCCAAGAAGAGAUCGCCAUUGUCCAGACCAUCAUCAGAGGAAAACCUCUCCAGUGAAGAAGGAAAGCUUCUUCCGAAGCCAGGCUUGGUGAACUUAAAGGGCAAAGAGGUGAAGAACGACUUCAAACUCAAUUUCAACUGGAAGCAAGAAAAGAUUGUCGAGGGCUUGAACACUCUUCAAUGGGACAAAUACCCAGUAAUCAUCAGAAACACAAAGGCUACACACGCUGCAGUGAUUCACAGGCACAAUGAUCCCACUUUUGCCGAGGGCAAGGUGGUGGUGCGCCACUUUAUCGAACAGGUUUUCAGGUUAUAG